This is a messenger RNA of Carassius gibelio (silver crucian carp), 4233 nucleotides long. RefSeq names its product transcription factor MafAa-like. The record is from RefSeq and is a predicted model, not a curated record. The transcript has a single exon. Gene Ontology annotation, cellular component: nucleus. Bases 778 to 1701 code for a protein of 307 amino acids. Gene Ontology annotation, molecular function: DNA-binding transcription factor activity, RNA polymerase II-specific; RNA polymerase II cis-regulatory region sequence-specific DNA binding. Gene Ontology annotation, biological process: regulation of transcription by RNA polymerase II. Lineage: Eukaryota; Metazoa; Chordata; Actinopteri; Cypriniformes; Cyprinidae.
UUCAGUGCUUCAGUGAUACUGCGUGUCAGCGGUGGACAACGGUGCAAAAAUAAGCUCUAGCCAUAAACGGUGACAGCAGUCCAUGCAUCUUUAAAAGUGACAGAGGAGGGAGGUGAAUUUAAGUAGCCAGAAUUCCGCAUCCUUCGUCGGGCUGCGUCGGAGCGUCCCACCGGAGGAACUUAACGUUACGCACAUUGUUGCGGUCCCUGUGUAAAAAGCAGCAGCAGCAGCAGCAGCAUUCCUUUUGGACUUCGAUGUUAAGUCUGACGUUUCCUGAACUUGUCGGGCGCGCAUUUGUUGUGUAAAGGACUCUUCUGCGACGUGAGAAAAAGUUCUAGCUUUCUUCACAUGAAAGCUUAAACUCUCUUGCCUCCGGUUUAAACGGAACUUCAAACACGGAGGUGAAGAAGGAUAUUUGAAAUCUCUGUUACGCAAAGGACGAUUUCUCUGAAACCACAUGUCAUCUUUAACGCGGUGAAGCGAAGACGAGUCAGGUUGGUGGUUUUGAAUGCACGAGUCUCAAGUUUCUGACGCCCUGGCCAGUGAUAUUAACGCGUGAAUUUGACCUGGGAUAAGUUGUCAACAAGAGGCAAACUGGCAGGUGUAUAAGUACAUUUACAUGCAUGGGCAUACUUAUAUCUCGCUGCACUAUAAAUAGAAGCUCGUGCUUAUGUAUUAAACGCUGGGCACUCAUCUUCAGUCGUUUUCAUCACAAUCCCAGCGAAACCCACGCGUGUCGCUUUGGCUGUUAGGGUUGGUGUCGUCGCAUGGACUGACAUGGCCACCGAUCUCGCCAUGAGCGCAGAUUUGCCCAACAGCCCCCUGGCUAUUGAAUAUGUCAACGACUUCGACCUCAUGAAGUUUGAAGUCAAGAAAGAGCCUCCGGAGGCCGAACGCUAUUGCCACCGCCUGCCCCCGGGCUCGCUAUCCUCCACCCCAAUCAGCACACCCUGCUCCUCGGUGCCUUCCUCGCCCAGUUUCUGUGCCCCCAGUCCCGGAUCGCAGCCUGUGCAGAACCUCGGAAAUGGCGUCAGCAACAACAACAACAACAACCACCAAGGCUCCUCGGGCAAACCUCAGCUGGAAGAUCUCUACUGGAUUCCCAACUACCAGCAUCACAUCAGUCCAGAGGCCCUCAACCUGACGCCCGAGGACGCGGUGGAAGCGCUCAUCGGUAACGCGCACCACCACCACCAUCACCACCAGCCCUACGAGGGAUAUCGCGGUCAGCAGUACGUCGGAGAAGACCUCUCAGCGGCCACGAACGGGCACCACCACCCGGUGCACCACCACCAACAUCACCACCACGGCCACCACGCGCGCAUCGAGGACCGCUUCUCGGACGAGCAGCUGGUGAGCAUGACGGUGCGCGAGCUCAACCGGCAACUGAGAGGCUUCAGCAAAGAAGAGGUGAUCCGUCUCAAGCAGAAACGGCGAACCUUGAAGAACCGCGGCUAUGCGCAGUCGUGCCGCUACAAGCGCGUGCAGCAGCGCCACAUGCUCGAGAGCGAAAAGUGCACGCUCCAGAGCCAGGUGGAGCAACUCAAGCAAGACGUGGCGCGUCUGAUCAAAGAGCGGGACCUGUACAAGGAGAAGUACGAGAAGCUCGCGAGCCGAACCUUUAACGGCGGAGGCGGCAACACUCGGGACCCGUCCAACGGCACUCACGGCAAAACCACUUCCACGGAAUUCUUCAUGUGAGAGUGAUUCUUCUUAAAGACUUCUUCCGCACCAACGUAUUCGUUUUUUUAAACCUUAAUUGUUAUGUUUUUCAGUGUGAAUUUUAUUUGCAGUUCUUAUCUUAAAUACUCAGUGUCCACUUUAGAACAUACACUCUUGAAAAUAAAGGUCUGAUGCCAUAUAGGGAACUACAAAAAAAUAUUUUAUUUUUAAGGACUUUAUACAUUUAUGUAGCCUACUGGUGCUUUAAAGAACCCAAAACCAAUUAUGCAAAUCUACAGAAUCCGUAACAUACUGCACUUUUUCUUUUCCAAAGAACUACCCACUUUUACCGCCAAAAUGGUUAGCCUACUGGCAAGCAAGUCAAGUUUUUUGCUGAACUUAAAGUGCUGAAAGGAAAAACUGAAGAACCUUUAUUUUGUAAGAGUGUAGUCUAACAUUACAGCGACAUAUUUAAAGUCUUCACUCAUUAUUUGUGUACAUAUAUUACUGUACCAUAAAAGUCUUAAGGUUAGUGUAAUGUUAGGAUCAUCUUCCACAGAUACUGCACGGACCCUUCUACUUCAUAACACAUCCGCUCGAAAUAUGGGAUCACGCAUAGCCUCCAAAGACACAUCAGUUUUGAAUUCUGUAAAUUCAUGUUGUUGUUGUUUUUUUGUUUUUUUUUUUUGUUUUGUUUUUUUUUGUUAUACGCUAACUGCAAAGUCCGACAUGCUUUAAGACAUACAGCUGCUUUCUUAACCUCUUAUUCUUUUUUUGACGAGUCUUAAUGGCGAUGAGAACAUACUGGAAACGAAACUUCAGUCUGCGAAGGGACUUUGUAUGGAACAAUGCUAAUACUAAAACACUUAUAAGCAGGAAAGGGAGAUAGCAAUACAUCCUUGACUUUUCUCAGUCAUGAACUGAUGUUAAGGGGGCUUAUGAACUUUGAGGGCCCUCAAGCAUUGCCCAAUUCUGCAUUACCCCACCAAUCCUGCAUGCGGGACAUGUAUGGUACUCCAGACGCGCCAGGUCCUUUCUCUCUUUUCCUCAUACAGCACUUGGAUGAAAAGCAUGGCCCUUAACCACUCUCUUCUCUCUCUCUUUUUUUCUUUUCUUCUGCCCGACACAAACCGUGUAUGUGAAGGAACUCAUGCGUUCUUGCGACAUCACAUGAAAUCCGUUCUUACAUUUUCUUUUCUAUUGUUUAAAAGUGCAGAAUAAGAACAAAGGAAAAAAAACACCGAACUGAGCCAGAGUUAUUUAUUCCCAAUUGUACAUAUGUAGAGGUCAAAUGAUGUGUUCAUUUAACUUUCUUUUUAAAAAGGUCAUUUCUGCUUGAUUAUUUAAAACGUCUUAAUACGAUGUUUGUAUGUAGUAGCAUGCAAAUGACAAAGAUAUUCUCAUCCUAUUAAAUAUGUACAAUUUCAAAGGAAGCCUACUGCACUACGAUUUGAAGAAUUGGGAUUUCUAUAACAUUUCUUUUCCUCUGUGUUAAUCGAAUUGCUGUUAUGGUGGACAUUGUCGAUCUAAAUUGCAUACAAAUACGAUGACUUUAAUUGCUGCUAAUAUUCUAUGCACCAAAUUCGAAAGCAAUUAACAGAAGCUCUGAUUAUGUGAAUUUUGUAUUUCAAAAUAAAUGAAGGUAUGUAGAAAACUGGUUAGAUAUGGAUAUCAAAAAUAACUGAGAUCAUCUCUUCAAGAACAUUUAUAUAUAUAUAAUUUGUCUUAAUAACCUAAUAAUUGUCUAAAUAAAGAACGACAUAAAACUGUUAACUUCAAACAUGACAAACGUCGUUCAUAGGGCAAGAAGGGUUGUUUUAACUUUUUAUGACAUAAUAAAACUGUAGCAUACUCUGUAUAAAGCAGUUGCCUAUUGUUUUGCAUACAACAUUGUGAUGAUAAUAGGCUUCCGACCAUACUGAAUUACACCACAAGUAGAUGUCAUGAGAUGAAAUGCGGAUAUAAUUCAACAAUAGAGGGUUUGUGUGCAAACUUUGCUAUAAUUAAUCAUGCGCAUUUGAGCUUGAAAUAUAGCCCAUCUUCUUCAGGCUAAAUGUAGAAGUUGCCAAAGUGGAUUAUCUAAUGCACGUAAAUUGUCUUAAGUCAGUUUUCAAAUUCUUUCCGACCUGUGUAUGCUUAAUUUCCUAACAGAUUUAUCGGCCAGACUCCUAAAAUAAGGUCACCAAGUAUGCUCCUUUACCUGGGUUAGUAUCUGCUUGAUAUCUCACCUGAAAACUACUGUUAACAUUGAUUAAUUUAUUUCGUUUAAAUUAUGAAUUAUGAUACAGUUCGUUAUGAAGCAAUCUCUCUGUCUAUUGGUCUAAUUUGAGACAGAGCGGCUUGAGGUUACAUAAUGUGCUGUCAUGUGUGCUGUCUUAUGUAAAAAAACAAAUAAAUAAAUAAAUGGGGGAAAAAAAGAAAAACAAAACUGUACAUAGCCUAUAAUUUCUAUAUAUUUAUCGAAAUUAUUAAUGUCCUUACGUGUCAGUAAGUCCAAACCAAAAUGUUUCGAAAUUGAAUGUUGUUCAGAAUCUUGUUUUCAUAAUGUUUAAUAAAAACUCCUGUCAAAUG